Molecule: messenger RNA, 1480 nt
Organism: Lacerta agilis (Sand lizard)
Lineage: Eukaryota; Metazoa; Chordata; Lepidosauria; Squamata; Lacertidae
Exons: 2
Coding region: 53-1453 (466 amino acids)
Source: RefSeq, a predicted model, not a curated record
UUCAUGCCCAAGAGGAGAACGGUCCGCUCGCUGGAAUGGCUGUGCCUGGAGAAUGUGGCUGAAAAUAUCCAGCUCAUCUGGGCCAAAGCUUGUGUGGAAAACCAACAGGACGGGCACCGUGUUCGCUCUGUUGCAGAGCCCCACAUCUGGCUGCAACCUGUCUUCCCUGGAUAUCAAAGGCUGCAGCCGGAUCCCUGCAGAAACCCUCGUCGACCUGGUGAAAGCUUUGCCGAGCCUCGCCAGACUCAACCUGUCGGAUACCCAGUGCGAUGCCCCGGUGCUUGCAGCCGUGGCCUCCCACUGCCAGCAGCUUCUCGAACUGGACGUCGUCGAUUGCAGGAGGCUGUCUCCAGAGUGCCUCCUCCACUUGGCCUACGACCCUGCCACGGGCUCCCUCCGCUGCCCGACCUUGAAGGUGCUCAGAGCCAGAUACCUGAUGCGUAAACCUCUCCCCCACUGCAUGCUUCGGCACUUGGUCUUUCUGCUGUUGGCCUUGCGCGGCCUGACGGUCUUGGACCACGCUUUCGUUCCGGAGGCCGUGUGCGUGAUCCACAGGCGGCAGUUUGACGACGCCCCGGUUGCCCCCGAGUUCCCCUCGCUGGAGCAGCUGGCGAGACGCAGGAUGUCCGCCCAUAGCAGCCACAGGAUCACGCUGGCCCUCACGGAAUUGGACAAAGUGUUAUUGAGCUGCCUGCCCGGCGUUUUCGCCGUGUGCCCGCACUUGGCAGACGUGACUCUGAUUCUCGAAGGCAGCCCUGGCUUUGGCCAGGACUUUGCACCCUGGCGCCACAUCUCCUGCCUGACCCUCCAGUGCGGCGACGACAGUUCGUGGGAUGUCGAGAAUCUUCUGCCAAUGGCAGCCGCCCUUGGGGCGCAGCUCCACUCCCUUACGCUGAGUAACAUUUUCUGCGAUGAUGCCUCUUCCUUCUGGACCUUGCUGGGCCACUGCCUGAACCUCAGGAAAUUCUGGGUUGAGUUCCUUACUUCAGAAGAGUGCGAGUCUGAUGAGGAGGAAGCUGUUGAAGCCUUGGAGGGAAAUUUCAGCCCCACGCCUCAUCAGUUCCCCCACCUCUGGAACCUUUCCCUGAUGUACACUGACACAGGUUACACCAUUCCUUCCCAGAACAAAGCUGUGUUGACAGCAUGCCUUGUGUCCCUGCUGAAACAUUCGCCACGACUAGAAAGAUUGUUCCUGUCCUGCCUGCCUUUCUCUCUGGACAGGGUGUUUGAAAAGUUGCUGGAGCUUCCGGGAGCAGCCCUGACACGCCUCCAGAAGCUCUCUCUGACGGAAGCCAGGGUGUCUGGAAGCACAAUCCACCUGCUGUUAUCCUCUGAAAACCAGCUGAGCGUCAUCGAUUUGUCGGCGUGCUCACGCAUCUUCAGGGCAGACUACGAUGACUUCCUCAGGAGAGCCAGGAGUGAGGGUUUAGAGUUGGAUAUUUUAUGGGAGUGAAAAGCCUGCUGUUGCCGAGGGCGGCUG